Mastomys coucha (southern multimammate mouse) is the source of this 4659-nucleotide messenger RNA. RefSeq names its product acyl-CoA desaturase 1. The transcript has 6 exons. NCBI's taxonomy places the organism in Eukaryota, Metazoa, Chordata, Mammalia, Rodentia, Muridae. Gene Ontology annotation, cellular component: endoplasmic reticulum membrane. Gene Ontology annotation, biological process: unsaturated fatty acid biosynthetic process; response to fatty acid. Gene Ontology annotation, molecular function: iron ion binding; stearoyl-CoA 9-desaturase activity; palmitoyl-CoA 9-desaturase activity. The coding region runs from base 330 to 1406 and encodes 358 amino acids. The record is from RefSeq and is a predicted model, not a curated record.
UCUUGGUCCCGCCCUCCCUCCCUCCCUUACCUCCACGCCUGGCUUCCUUGGCUAGCUAUCUCUGCGCUCUUUACCCUUUGCUGGCAGCGGAUAAAAGGGGUCUGAGGAAAUACUGAACACGGUCAUCCCAUCGCCUGCUCUACCCUUUAAAUUCCCAACCCGGGGAGAUCUGUGCACAGCCAGACCGGGCUGAACAACCCAUCCCGAGAGACAGGAGGGCAGGUUUUCCGAGCGCAGCUCCGCCACUCGCCCACACCAACGAGCUCCGGAACCGAAGUCCACGCUCGAUCUCAGCGCUAGGAAAGUGAGGCGAGCAGCCGACAGCCACCAUGCCGGCCCACAUGCUCCAGGAGAUCUCUGGUUCCUACACCACUACCACCACCAUCACAGCGCCUCCCUCCGGAAACCUGCAGAAUGGACGGGAGAAGCCGAAGACGGUGCCCCUCUACCUGGAAGAAGACAUCCGUCCCGAAAUGAAAGAAGAUAUACACGACCCCAGCUACCAGGAUGAGGAGGGGCCCCCGCCCAAGCUGGAGUACGUCUGGAGGAACAUCAUCCUCAUGGCCCUGCUGCACGUGGGAGCCCUGUACGGGAUCACGCUGGUUCCCUCCUGCAAGGUCUACACCUUGCUCUUCGGGAUUAUGUACUACUUAAUCAGCGCCCUGGGCAUCACUGCCGGGGCUCAUCGCCUUUGGAGCCACAGAACUUACAAGGCUCGGCUGCCCCUAAGGGUUUUCCUCAUCAUUGCCAACACCAUGGCAUUCCAGAACGAUGUGUAUGAAUGGGCCCGAGAUCACCGCGCCCACCACAAGUUCUCAGAAACACACGCUGACCCUCACAAUUCCCGCCGUGGCUUCUUCUUCUCUCACGUGGGUUGGCUGCUUGUGCGCAAACACCCGGCUGUCAAAGAGAAGGGCGGAAAACUGGACAUGUCUGACCUAAGAGCUGAGAAGCUGGUGAUGUUCCAGAGGAGGUACUACAAGUCCGGUCUCCUGCUGAUGUGCUUCAUCCUGCCCACGCUGGUGCCCUGGUAUUGCUGGGGUGAGACUUUUGUACACAGCCUGUUCGUUAGCACCUUCUUGCGAUACACUUUGGUACUCAAUGCCACCUGGCUGGUGAACAGUGCCGCCCACCUCUACGGAUAUCGCCCCUACGACAAGAACAUUCAAUCCCGGGAGAACAUCCUGGUUUCCCUGGGUGCCGUGGGCGAGGGCUUCCACAACUACCAUCACACCUUCCCCUACGAUUACUCUGCCAGUGAGUACCGCUGGCACAUCAACUUCACCACAUUCUUCAUCGACUGCAUGGCUGCCCUCGGCCUGGCUUAUGACCGGAAGAAAGUUUCCAAGGCUGCUGUCUUAGCCAGGAUUAAGAGAACUGGAGACGGGAGCCACAGGAGUAGCUGAGUUUGGGGCUUCUGAGUUCCUCUUCCAAAAGUUUUCUGGGCAGAGAUUUAAUAUUCUAUUGAUUAACUACUGGAUAAUGCUAUCAGGAUGUUAAUGAUGCAUUUAACCUAUUCCGGUAUAGUAUUCUUACAAAAUGAGAAAGCUUUGAUCACAUUUUGAGGAGAUACAUAUUUUAAUUAGCUAGGAUUAACCAUGCCACAAGACAUAUAUAUUUCUAAGCCUACACGGUAAAUGCAUAUACAAUUUUGCACAUCAGCUUUAAAUAAUAACAUAAAUUUGAACAUUCUAUACAGAGAGUAUUAAAACCAAGGAGCAUGCUGUUUUGAUGCUAGGGUGAGCAUCGUGCUCAUUCCCAGUUUGCAUUGCAUCUAGCUUAGUUUCCUUCUCUGCCGCCACCACCUUCAGGCAAAUAGCUGACCAACCACCGGCCUGUGUCCACCCUCCAAAGCCCAGGCAACCUUUCUGCUUUCUGCAAUACUGAUCCUUCCUCCUGAAUACAUCUUUCCUUGUCCGGAGCUUCAAGCCUGCUGCCUCAAACUAGAGCUAGAACAAAACCUUCUUGGAAGAUCCCACUGAUGAACUUCACUAGAGGUUUUGCUAGAUGGAAUGAGAAAAUUAUCUUGAUUUGAUGCAUAGCAAGUAGAUCAUCUCGAGAGAAGAGUUAGCAUGCAUGCAUGGUUUGUAAGGAAGGAUGGGAAAGAGGGAGGGAGAGGGAGCCAUAUCUAACGGCCUACUUACCAAAGUAAGGCCUCUCUGCUUGCCAUGCCUCCUUUCAGUCCAUAUUCUGAACCACAGAGAUUAGUGAGAUUUGAAUAAUUAAAUCAGUUUCAGAGUGAAGGAGGAAAUGCGUGGUCUGUGCUAGGGAAGGGUUUUAGCUUUUGGUGUCUGAAGAUUUUUUCAUAGGAGAAGUCUUCAUGUUCAAUGUGCCUAGAACCAAUAACUAAACAGCUGACAUGGUAUAAAACAAUGUAAAUAUAAGUAAAAUCUUCACUUGGAACAUGAAAAUAUUUCACUUAGAAAAAGUGUUGCUAAAGAAAAACUCAAAGGACAAGAGGUGUUGCCUGGGUUGCCAGUUUCUUUCUGUGGCUGGGCAGGAAAUAGUGCAGUUGAGGGGGCAGCAUCUGUAAGCAGAUGCUAAGAGGUGCAUUUCCAAAUGAAACCCAUGGGGAACAUCUGCCAGGGAUCUGCAUGGUGUUGGCUCUGUCCAUUGUUUUCAUUUUCUCCUUGGAUUGAGUAGAAACGUGGCUUCUCGGGGGUUGAACUUUCCCUGCCUUCUUUGCUUUGUGGCCACACAGCCUGCCUAGUGCUGCCCACCUGGAUUUCUUCUGCCACUUCUUUCUUUAGCCUUUUUUCUUUCCCUAGACAGGCAGCUGGUUGCCUGAGUUUAUCAAGUCCCAGGACUUACUGUUGUCCAGGCCCAUUCCUCCCCUAGGUAUCCGUGGGUGUGGAACUGCUGGGUAGCUUCAGGAAGCAGAGCCAGGUGUCACUUUUCAGUUGAUGUGUCUCUGUUGAGAAGUUGGAGUAGACAGCCUAUUCACUUCUCCCUGGGUGCUUUGCAAGGUGGCUCUGGCUGAUCAUGGCAGGCAGGCAGUGGCACAGUGCUUCUGAAAGGAAGACGUUCCCCCAUUUUAUCUGUUAAAACCCGAGAGGCAUGGGCAAGUGUUCAGGACCUCACUCCAAGAAGAGGGUCUGCUUCCUGAAGCCAGUGUGUGAUGAAAAGCAACUGGAACCUGGUUAUCCAAGGUGCCAUGAACUAACACUCUAUCACACAGCCCAGGGCAAAAAGUGGUACAGAAAAGUCUAGAAGAAAACAUCACAUCAGUGUUUUAGAAACAUCAACCUCUCCUGUCCCCGUAGCCCAAUCCAGAGUCCUGGCUGUUAGGACUGGCUGCGUACAGUGCCAAACGCUCCGUUCACUUGUAGGAUCAGAGCCUUUCUUUUUAUGUUAAUUGAACACAUGCUCUGAGCUGUUUUGUUGAAGUAGAAAAUCUAGUAGAAAAUCCCUGUAGAUCUGCUGACCUGUAACCCUCUGGAAAUGCCUCUGGGAUGGUUUUACUUUGCCAGAUCACAGAUGCCUCAUUUAUAAGAUGAACAAUAAAAUCAGUUUUCUUUCUCUUCUGAUCUCAUUCCCCGGAUCUGAUUCAGGCCAUGUUCCAAAGCAAGGCUACUUAGAGACCUCAGGCUGAGGUCCCAGUGUCUUUAGGUAAAAGACACUCUUUCAGAUCCUCUCAAAGGGGGUUUAUAACAGUUUCCAGAUGAAUGUACUAAUAGCUUCGGGUGCCUUGUCUCUUUCCUAAUCUGUAGUGCCUAUGAGUCCAGCCUCACUCCUUCCCUUAACCCUGAGACCCAUUAGAUGGAGUGGGUAUAGUGAAGAGGCUGACUAGAGGAACAUCAGUACAGUGAUUUGCAGAAAUCUUUUACAGGCUUCAUUUUGGAGAAUUUGUUUUUAGGAAAUGCUCAAAUUUGGUGGGAAGUAAUCUGUGUUAUUCGAUUGUAUUGUAGUCCUCGUUACUAUUGUUAAACAUGCUAUAAACAGCAGUUGGCACUUGGGCUGCUAAUCUCUGGGCGUAAUCUCUGAAACUGUAGCUCCAGUGAGAUGGUGGCAGGUUAGCAAAGCCACCAUCCGCUGGUGGCUUAAGCCAGGCCUCUCUUAGCCACUGACUUGCUAUGGCAUCCUUUCUCUUGUAACAAACCCACCCCAGAGAUGAGGCCUUCCAUCCUCCCAAGAAACUCCUGGGCUAAGUAUCUGACAGUCUCCCAUCUCAACAUUGUGACUUAAGUGUCCAGAGCAUCACCUCAGGAGGACACAGUGACACUCUCACUCUGGGCGAGUCCUGACCGAACAGGCUACUAACACUGACCUACCUCAAGGGUAGUUCGGAGGUGAUUAGAGCUUUUUUUUUUUUUUUUUUUUUUUUUAAACCAAGUAUUUGGGCAUCCUCAGCAGAGGUUCCCAUUACAGACUUAUAAAGAACUAGAUCUGUUCCAGAGACCAUCUUUAGUCUACAUUGCUCUUCCCAGAGACUGACAGAUAUGGCCAGUCGAAGUGCAAGACUGCCUACACACUGCCAUGAAAACCAUGUAGGAAACCUUUCCCUUCCCUGAAUGAGAUUUUUCUCCUUUUUAUGUGGGGUAGUUAUUUGUGACCCAAGGGUAAUUUGGAUGAUUUCCAUUACUAUCAACCCUUGAAGCCUACUUGUACUGAUUGAGAUUGUAUUUGUUCCUAAUAAAAGUGGAUCUGGCUGUACUGUCA